AUGAUUGAAGUUGUAGUGAAUGAUAGAGUUGGAAAGAAAGUGAAGGUGAAGGCAUUGGAAGAUGAUCUGGUUGGUGAUUUCAAGAAGCUACUAGCUGCUCAGAUCGGUACUGCUUGGGAAAAGAUUUUGUUGAAGAAAGGUAAUACAACUUUGAAAGAUCACAUUUCAUUGGGUGACUAUGAGAUACAUAACGGUACAAGUGUUGAAUUAUACUACUCUUGA
Hansenula anomala is the source of this 222-nucleotide messenger RNA. It is a transcript of the gene HUB1, whose product is annotated as ubiquitin-like protein HUB1. Lineage: Eukaryota; Fungi; Ascomycota; Saccharomycetes; Phaffomycetales; Wickerhamomycetaceae. Gene Ontology annotation, biological process: protein modification process; mRNA splicing, via spliceosome. The transcript has 3 exons. Gene Ontology annotation, cellular component: cytoplasm; nucleus. Bases 1 to 222 code for a protein of 73 amino acids. The record is from RefSeq and is a predicted model, not a curated record. Gene Ontology annotation, molecular function: protein binding; protein tag activity.